Triticum dicoccoides is the source of this 3501-nucleotide messenger RNA. Its product is annotated as putative pentatricopeptide repeat-containing protein At3g25970. The transcript has 2 exons. Gene Ontology annotation, molecular function: protein binding; RNA binding. Gene Ontology annotation, biological process: RNA modification. Bases 197 to 2272 code for a protein of 691 amino acids. The record is from RefSeq and is a predicted model, not a curated record. NCBI's taxonomy places the organism in Eukaryota, Viridiplantae, Streptophyta, Magnoliopsida, Poales, Poaceae.
CGUCGCCGGCGCCGUCGCUCCUCCGUCCGCUUCUAUCCUCCCUCCCGGCGACUUCCUCCGCCCGCUCCUAUCCUCCGUGCGGCGCUCGCAUGGAAGAAAGAGAGAGCAAGGAGGGGAGGGCGAGCCACGCGCUGUCGUGCCCUGUCGCCUGACGACGGAGGUGCCACCGUGAGCUGCGUGCAAGCGAAGAAGAGAAAUGCCCGCGCGCCACCACCUCACCAUCGCCGCCGUCGCGAAAUCCCACGCCGCGCUGCCCAAGUCCGGUGUCACCUCCCCCACGCCCUGGAACCAGCUCCUCACCGCCUACUCCCUCUCCCCGCUCGGCCUCGUCGCCGCGCGCCAGGUGUUCGACCAAAUCCCGCGCCCGGAUGCCGCCUCCUGGAACUCCCUCCUCACCGCUUAUGUCUCCGCUGGCGCGCACCCCGCCGCGCGCCGCAUCCUCAGGGCCAUGCACACGCGUGGACUGGCCGCCAGCACCUUCGCCCUCGGCCCUGCUCUGCGCUCCGCUGCUGCUUUGGGCUGCCCUGUUCUCGGCGCCCAGCUGCACUCGCUCAUCGUCAAAGCCGGCCUGGCCAACAAUGUCUUCGCCGCGACCGCAUUGCUCCACAUGUAUGCAAAAUGUGGCCGCACGAGGGACGCUCGUCGGGUGUUCGAUGGAAUGCUGGAGCGGAACACUGUUUCUUGGAAUGCACUCAUUGCUGGUUAUGCGGAAUCCGGCAAGGUUGCUCCAGUAGUUCAGCUGUUUGUUGAGAUGGAGAGGGAGGGGUUACGUCCAGACGAGGCAACAUUCGCCGCGUUGCUCACAUUGGUCAAUGACUCCAGUUGUUUCCUGAUGCACCAGCUGCAUGGGAAGAUUGUCAAAUAUGGAUCAGCGUUGGGCUUGAUAGUGUUGAAUGCAGCAAUCACUGCCUACACGCAAUGUGGGGCCCUGGAGAAUUCUAGAAGCAUCUUUGAUGAAAUUGGGGACAGAAGGGAUUUGAUAUCAUGGAACGCAAUGCUUGCAGCUUACACUACCCAUGGGAUGGAGUAUGAGGCGAUGGGAUUCUUUGCUAGCAUGAUGCAGGCGAGUGGAGUUGAACCUGACAUGUAUAGUUUCACAAGUAUCGUAAGUGCGUGUGCAGAGCAUCGCGAUCACGGAGGGACAGCAAUUCAUGGUUUGGUGAUCAAGAAGUGCUUCGAAGGAGUCGCGCCUGUUUGCAAUGCUCUGAUUGCCAUGUACACUCGAUUUAGUGAGAAAUGCAUGAUGGAAGAUGCAUAUAAGUGCUUUGAUUCCUUGCUGCUUAAGGACACCGUCUCCUGGAAUUCUAUGUUGACUGGGUAUUCGCAGCACGGUUUGAGUGCUGAUGCGUUGAGAUUCUUCAGAUGUAUGCAGUCAGAAAAUAUUAGAACUGAUGAGUAUGCAUUCUCUGCUGCCCUGCGUUCAUGCUCAGACCUUGCUUUACUUCGGCUAGGUAGACAAAUACAUGGUUUAGUCAUCCAUUCUGGUUUUGCUUCCAACAAUUUUGUUUCUAGCUCGCCGAUCUUCAUGUAUUCUAAGAGUGGCGUUCUUGAUAAUGCAACGAAGUCUUUUGAGGAGGCAGAUAAGAGUAGCUCUGUGCCCUGGAACUCUAUGAUGUUUGGUUAUGCGCAGCAUGGACAGGCGCAAGGCGUGCGCAGCCUCUUCAAUGAGAUGCUGGAGCUUAAGGUUCCUCUGGAUCAUAUUACAUUUGUUGGCCUGAUUACUGCCUGCAGUCAUGCUGGUCUUGUGAACGAAGGUUCAGAAAUCCUCAAUACGAUGGAGACUAAGUAUGGAAUUCCUCUUCGGAUGGAGCAUUAUGCAUGUGGCAUUGAUCUGUAUGGGAGGGCUGGGCAGCUUGACAAAGCAAAAGAGCUUAUUGACUCUAUGCCAUUUGAACCAGAUGCCAUGGUGUGGAUGACCCUAUUAGGUGCUUGCAGAAUCCAUGGGAAUAUGGAACUUGCAAGUGAUGUGGCCAGCCAUCUGUUGGAGGCAGAGCCUAGACAGCACUCCACAUAUGUUCUCCUCUCCAGCAUGUAUUCUGGUCUUGGGAUGUGGAGUAAUAGAGCAUUCGUACAGAAGGAAAUGAAGAAUAAAGGACUAAGCAAAGUCCCUGGUUGGAGCUGGAUCGAGGUGAAGAAUGAGGUGCACUCAUUCAAUGCAGAGGAUGGGUCGCACCCAAGGAUGGAUGAAAUAUAUGAGAUGUUGAGUUUGUUGCUUCACAAUUUUCCCGUGCAGCCUGUGCAUCAAAAAACAACUGGAGCCAUCGACUGCUAGCUAUCAAAUUAUGGGUAUUAACCAGCAGGCCCCUGUUGAAGAUGAUUGGGCACACUUCUCUUGUAUGUUCUGUGGAUGCACAUUCGUCUGCUCUGAUUGCUAGUGGCAGUGAAGACCCCUCUGUCAAUAUAUGGAAAGGUGAUCUGUUUUGUAUGCUUUGGAAAUUCAUGUUAAAAUGCAGUUAUACUUUUUCAUUGGAUAGGAUUUGUUUUUUACUUAUAUCUUCUCCAUUGAAAAACUCUUGAAACCCCGACCUUUCAACUGAGGGUACUAUCCAUUAUACAAAUGGAUUUGUCUAAAUAAAUGUAAAAUUGUGGUAAAGUCAAUGUCUCCCUUGCUAUGCUCCAGUCUAUUCUAAAAAAACAAAAAUAGUUCUAGUCCGUGAUUGUACUUCGCCUUAAGCGGGGACUUCCAUUAUAAGCAAAUGGUCCUGCAGAUCUUUGAUCUUAAACAUAUUUGAGUAGUUGCAAACUGGAAAGAUCACUAUGAUACAAACCAUGAGAAGAAGUAAUAGUGAUCUGCUUUUUGUUUUUGAGCAUUUGGAUUCCUGUUUAUUCGCUUGACUAGUCCAUGACCAUGAGCAGCUUCAUUGGCUUUUCUUGGGAAUUGGUAUGUUAAUCAGUCGAUGUUCCAGUUUAUUAGUUAUUGUCAAAGUUUGAGCUAGAAUUGACUUAAUGCUCCAAUGUAACUGCUUCGAGAGCACAGACUGGUAGGCUGAUUGGACAUGGGAAUUCGCAAACCUACACUGCCAUCUUCUUUCCAAGUCGCACUGGUAGGUGUUAUCAGUGCAUGUUCUGAUGGAAUCGUGAGGAUAUGGACAACCAGCCAUGAUAGGGUUCUGCAGUGAUGAGGAACGUGCAGCUUAUACACAGAUCUUAUUUCUCAGCACACACACUUAGCAGGUUCGUUUCUAUCUACUGCUUAAAGUGACUGUUUAAAGACAAGGAACAAGAAGUGGACAAGAAUUGCAGAUGGAGAGAGACAAUGCUAGCUGGAAGAUCAUUAUGCAAAAAAAUAAAAUAAAAAAAAUCCCAGCUUCAUUCUAGGUAUUACUGCUACCAUGCUGUUCUUCAAAUCUUGUAUUGCUCAACUGAAAGCUUCAGUCUUGUUUUUCCAUUUUCCCCCAUCCAGCAAUAUCAGACUUCUCUUAAUUGUUUGCUCUCCGAUAUGCCACAUUAAUGUAAUUGAGAAUCUUUAGCCAGUUAGCUUUAUUUGAUAUUGUUACGGCC